This is a messenger RNA of Capsicum annuum, 1217 nucleotides long. RefSeq lists its product as uncharacterized. The transcript has 2 exons. The coding region runs from base 306 to 881 and encodes 191 amino acids. Lineage: Eukaryota; Viridiplantae; Streptophyta; Magnoliopsida; Solanales; Solanaceae. The record is from RefSeq and is a predicted model, not a curated record.
AAAUAAACUAGAUGAAUAAUGAUUCUAUGGUUAAUUUUACAACCUCUAGUGAUUAAUAAUGGAAAAAUCAUAGAGCCUUCACAAGUGGAACUCUUUUUAUGAUUUUCCAUUGAUACCCCUCAUAACACUAAUAUAAUAUAAAAGCACAUAUACCUGGCCGCCAUUUUCUCCAAUCCUCUUCAAACAGUAGGUUUUCACUUUACCCUCUACUUCACUCUUAAUUACCAUUCUGCCAUUCUCCUUCUAUUCCCCACCGGUCUCUGGAAAACCAAAACUCGGCCACCGUUUCCGAUUCCUGCGCCACUAUGAUGCCAUCUCCCAGAACUCACCGGAGAGUUAACGAAGACAAUCCUCGCAAGGGAAUUCGGUUAUCGGAGAAAUCCAAGUCAUUUCACGGACAGAGCUCAGGCACCAAUACACCUGAUUUGUUACGAAGGCCAAGAACAGUACCGGACUUACUCGCCGGCGGAAGAAAUUCCACCGGAGAGUCAACGGCAGUGAAUAUCAGGCCGUUAAAGUUGACGAAGUUGCUGUUAAAUGUAACGAUUCAAAGGAGUGUUGGACCUGUACAAGUACUAAUAUCGUUGGAAUCAACGGUUGAUGAUCUUAUUGCUGCAGCUUUACGGCAGUACUCGAAGGAAGGAAGAAGGCCGGUGCUUUCUUCCGUUAACGCGGGUUAUUAUGAUCUUCAUUACUCGCAGUUCAGCUUAGAAAGUUUGGACAGGACGGAGAAUCUCAAUGCAUUGGGGUCAAGAAACUUUUUUAUGUGCCCCAAAAAUGGUAGCACAACGACGACGUCAUCUUUAAGCUGUGGGAAACAAUCUGAUACAACUACCAAGAUAUCUUUGCCGUGGCUCAAAUUCAUGGAUUUCUUGCUGUGAAAAAUAAUAAUUUACAGCUUUACAACUUAGUAAUAUUUCUUUUUUAAUGAUAUUCUAAGUUCCGCUCGAACGUUUCUCAAGUUAAUUCACUUAAUAUUCGAGAAAGGGGGAGGAUUUUAACGGUCCAAAGCCGCUGUUUAUUUAAUAGUAGUAGUAUUUUGUAAGUUCAUCUUGUUACAACUUGAUACUGAAUGUUUAAGAUUGUACUCCUAUUAUUUAGUUCAAUGUUGAGAAAGUUGUAUACUAAGUGAUCUCAACGUGAUGUAACAUAGUCUUCAAAUGUUAAAUUUGAACUGUAACGUGUAUACUACUAUUGAUGUUCUUACUUUUUGUUUA